This is a messenger RNA of Symbiodinium natans, 1266 nucleotides long. The record is from the annotation of a GenBank genome assembly. Lineage: Eukaryota; Dinophyceae; Suessiales; Symbiodiniaceae.
AUGGACGUGGAGGGCGAGAACGGCCCGGUCUUUCUAAGUGCAGCUCCAUCAGGUGGCAGUCUGGGCGGCUCGUUUUGGUGCCUCGAGGCCUUGGGCGUGCGCAUGGCGGUCAUCGGCACGGCUUGUGCAGCCUCGGUGCCCGUUGCGCAAGGGCUGGACACGGAGGCUCUCAGCAAAGCUGAGCUAGUCGUGUGCCUGUGCUUAGCCCAUGACGGGGACAUCGAGAUUCGAGCCAGCCUGCCACAGGUUUCCCAAGAGGCCUCGGCUGCUCUCGGUCGGGGUGGCAACGUACUGGUUCCCAUCGGGCCGGACCAGGCUUUCACUGAGGACCUGGUGAUGUCUCUAGCACGCCAGAUCGCAAAGUUGUCUGACAAGUGCCAAGGCCCAAUCUUCGCUUGUGGGGCACCCGCGCUUCGCCUGAGGCGUUGCGGGGUGUUCGCAGAGUUUGCCUCCAAAACAUGCUUGGAUCGGGCCCACAGCGGCGAGCAUCCUUUCCUGGUUGAUGCGCUGUGUGAGAGCGGACGACUUGUUUUGGCUGAGACCGUGUCGGAACUUGCAGAGCUGUACCAGGAGCCCUGCAUGGUCCUGGCUUCCCAAGCUACGGCUCAAGACUUCGAUGGCCGUUGGGCAAAGAAUCCGGAAUCUCGCAUUCUGCGGAGCGAUGCGCCUUUGGCAGGAUGUCAGCUUCGAUGCCUCGGCCAGCCUUUUCGGCGACGGCUGCUGGGAUCGGAGAUUCGGCGCCUGACGUCUUCGCGCCUGCUGGUGGCCAGGGGUGCUGCUGAGCUUCUCGAAAGCUCGUCGAGACUCAAGGCUCAGAGUGCUCCGCUGGUCUUGCCACCCGCAGAGUUCGUGAACGUGCCCCUAGAUUUGUCUCUUGCUCGCGUGCAGUGCUGGCUGCCAGAGGAUCAAAUGGCACGGAUCGAGAAAGGCAAGCGGCCAGCUGACUCCAUGCUGGAGCUGCUGGAGGGUGCUUUCGUUGGGCGCCGCAGGCCUCGAAUUUCUGGGCUGAUGCCCUGCUCAACAUCGGGUGCAAUGAGAAGGGAGGCCGUCAGGUUGGGACUCGAGGCGAAAGGCCUGGAGGUAGCAGCCGGUGAAGGAGCAGAUGGACAAAAGACGGAACUGCUUGUGCCGUCCCUCAACGCAAGGAUCAUUCUGAAUCAACCGGUGUCUGACGACCCAAAUGCCAUCGAGUCCAUUGUCGAGUGCGUGUCCGUGGAGGGGCGCCGGCAGAUACUGGAGGUGCUGAAUGCCGAGCUUCAGCAGUGA